AUGUUGACCACCAGUACAUACCUGAGCCAUAACAUUUGUCAUGGCAUAUGUGACACCCAAUGGGAGUUGGAACAAGGCAAAGUUCUAACUGCACCACCAAAUGUUUUGAUUCAUCAAGAUCCGAUCAAAAGCCCCUUGCUUCUCAAAGCUGUAACAGUGCCAAGCAAAUCACAUCUGGCCAAUACUCUAUAG
Messenger RNA from Plasmopara halstedii, 192 nucleotides. RefSeq lists its product as uncharacterized. NCBI's taxonomy places the organism in Eukaryota, Oomycota, Peronosporomycetes, Peronosporales, Peronosporaceae. The coding region runs from base 1 to 192 and encodes 63 amino acids. The transcript is spliced from 2 exons. The record is from RefSeq and is a predicted model, not a curated record.